GGGUCCACUCCUAUGGUCCACUCGCGAAGAGUUCACCAGUGCGACCAGAGACUGUGUGUUAGGUCCCGCUUGUUGGUGUGAGACAUGUCGGGCAGCAGAGUGAUGAGAGCCAUCAGAGUGAGUGAGUUUGGAGGCCCGUCAGUUCUCAGCCUGUGUUCCCAGGUGACCGUCCCAAAGCCCGGACCCAGACAGGUGUUGAUCCGUGUCCAGGCCUGUGGCGUGAACCCUGUGGAAACUUACAUCCGUGCUGGGACUUUCAGCAUGAAACCCACCCUGCCGUACACACCGGGCACCGAUGUAGCUGGAGUGGUGGAAACAGCUGGUGAAGGAGUAGUUGCAUUUAAGGCAGGAGAUCGGGUCUUCACCACAGCCACAGUGUCUGGAGCUUAUGCAGAGUUCACUGUAGCAGCUGACGACUGUGUCCACAAACUGCCUGAUGCUUUAGAUUUCACACAGGGAGCAGCCAUAGGGAUUCCUUACUUCACUGCCUACAGAGCUCUGAUUCACAAAGCCCAUUCAAAGGCUGGAGAGACUGUCCUCAUCCAUGGAGCCAGUGGAGGGGUGGGUGUGGCUGCGUGUCAGUUGUCCCGUGCUCUGGGUCUCAGGGUGUUGGGAACAGCAGGGACACCAGAGGGAAUGAAGCUGGUCCUCAACAAUGGAGCUCACAUGGCCUUUAAUCACAGAGAACAGGGCUACACAGAUAAAAUCAUGGAAGCCACAGACGGCAGGGGCGUAGAUGUGAUAGUGGAGAUGCUGUCAAAUGUCAACCUGAGCAAAGACCUGGAGAUGUUGGCCUACGGAGGACGUGUCACGGUUAUUGGCUCCAGGGGCCCCAUAGAGAUCAACCCAAGUGACACCAUGGCUAAAGAAAGCAGCAUCAUUGGAGUGGUUCUUUUCUUUGCUACACCGGUUACUUCUACCUUCUUACCCCAGCAAAUCGGAAAAUUCUGUUGUCUCCUCACGAGUCUUGGCUGAAGCAAGAAUUUGACCACAAUCACAUAAUAACAUAACCACAAAUAAUGGAUAGCAAACAGCUUUUUACAUGGAGGCAAGAAAAGCUGAUCCUGCUACAAUGCUCUGUUUUUUACUACAUAUCUCUUCCCUCGCUCCUCCUCCCUCUUCUGUUCUCAGGAAGAGAUGAAAGAGUGUGCAGCGCUUCUCUACGCAGGAAUGGAAGCUGGUUGGCUGCGUCCAGUCGUCGGUUCCCAGUAU
Molecule: messenger RNA, 1212 nt
Organism: Limanda limanda (common dab)
Lineage: Eukaryota; Metazoa; Chordata; Actinopteri; Pleuronectiformes; Pleuronectidae
Product: quinone oxidoreductase-like
Exons: 8
Coding region: 85-975 (296 amino acids)
Cellular component (GO): cytosol
Molecular function (GO): zinc ion binding; mRNA 3'-UTR binding; NADPH binding
Source: RefSeq, a predicted model, not a curated record